AGUACUCGACACAGGCAUCCCACCUCCUCCGCCGUUAACAUGAGGACGUGGAUUAGCUUAACCGUGUUGUCCGUGGCGGUGGUUAGCACGCUGAGUUUUCCACGUCCUGAUGCCGAGUACAACAUUCCGACCGUAGGCCUCGGUGCUAGGUCACAAUACUAUGUUCUCCACGACGAUGGGACCUUCAAGUAUGGCUACGACACUGGUGACGGAGCCUACGAGUCUGCGAUGGCAAAUGCUCCCGGGGACGUAUCUGGCUCGUUUGGAUACAAGGAUGCAUCUGGGGCAGACAUAAAGCUGGAUUAUACAGCUAAUGACCAAGGCUUCCUUGUCAGUGGAUCUCAUCUGCCAGUUGCCCCAGUCGCUGACACUCCUCUCGCAUCGACCAAAAAUAAGGCUUCCACUUACGAUGCUCCUAACGUUCCUUCGCAGUCUUCAGUCUCCUCCCAACCAGGUGCUCCUUCACAGCCUGUAGCCGUAUCAGCACCGCUUGAAGAAGCUCAAGUGAGAAGCUCUGCUCUUGGCGAUGGAAGCUACUCUUUCUCCUACGAGACUCAGAGAAGCUCACGUCACGAAACAGCAGACGCUCUCAAUAAUGUCAAGGGAAGGUAUUCCUUUAUUGCUGAUGAUGACAUAAAUAGGCAAAUCCAGUAUGUGCUGGAGCUGACACCGGUUACAUUGCUGAAAAGUGGAUCUCAUCUGCCAGUUGCCCCAGUCGCUGACACUCCUCUCGCCUCGACCAAAAAUAAGGCUUCCACUUACGAUGCUCCUAACGUUCCUUCGCAGUCUUCAGUCUCCUCCCAACCAGGUGCUCCUUCACAGCCUGUAGCCGUAUCAGCACCGCUUGAAGAAGCUCAAGUGAGAAGCUCUGCUCUUGAUGAUGGAAGCUACUCUUUCUCCUACGAGACUCAGAGAAGCUCACGUCACGAAACAGCAGACGCUCUCAAUAAUGUCAAGGGAAGGUAUUCCUUUAUUGCUGAUGAUGACAUAAAUAGGCAAAUCCAGUAUGUUGCUGGAGCUGACACCGGUUACAUUGCUGAAGGAGACUCUCUUCCUCAAGGACCACCUGUUCCAGGUGCAGAGACUGGCAUUCCAACUGGACGCAUUCUUCCUGUUCUGUCUGAAGAAGAGGCUAACGAGCUUGCCGCUGCCACUUCUGGUUCUGCAGGUGCUAGCCCUUUGACUGGUGCUACCUACAGUUCCCCAAGUGACUCUGUUACAAGGGAUGCAUCUUACUCUUUCAGUUAUGAUGCUGGUCAAAGCUCGCGAUCCGAAAGUGCUGAUCCCAACCUUAACGUGACCACUUACCUGUUGCUCCAGAUGCUGAUUUUGGCUCUCGAAUUCAGUCUUCCAGCCCAAGUGUUGUGUCAACCAAGAGUGCAACUACAGCCUAUGUUGCUCCUGCUCCUUCACGAUCUGCCGCCCCUUCACGACCCGUUGCCCCAGCAGCACCAGUUGAGGAAGCUCAAGUACGAAGCUCUGCUCUUGGCGAUGGAAGCUACUCUUUCUCCUAUGAGACUCAGAGUAGCUCACGACAUGAAAGUGCAGAUGCUCUCAACAACGUCAGGGGAAGGUAUUCCUUUAUUGCUGAUGAUGCCCGUUGAAGGAGACUCUCUUCCUCAAGGACCACCUGUUCCAGGUGCAGAGACUGGCAUUCCAACUGGACGCAUUCUUCCUGUUCUGUCUGAAGAAGAGGCUAACGAGCUUGCCGCUGCCACUUCUGGUUCUGCAGGUGCUAGCCCUUUGACUGGUGCUACCUACAGUUCCCCAAGUGACUCUGUUACAAGGGAUGCCUCUUACUCUUUCAGUUAUGAUGCUGGUCAAAGUUCGCGAUCCGAAAGUGCUGAUCCCAACCUUAACGUACAGGGAACUUUCAGCUUUGAUGCUGAUGAUGGAAUUAGAAGGACUGUGAACUAUAUUGCUGGAUCUGCUACCGGUUUUGUUGCUGAAGGUGACCACUUACCUGUUGCUCCAGAUGCUGAUUUUGGCUCUCGAAUUCAGUCUUCCAGCCCAAGUGUUGUGUCAACCAAGAGUGCAACUACAGCCUAUGUUGCUCCUGCUCCUUCACGAUCUGCUGCCCCUUCACGACCCGUUGCCCCAGCAGCACCAGUUGAGGAAGCUCAAGUACGAAGCUCUGCUCUUGAUGAUGGAAGCUACUCUUUCUCCUAUGAGACUCAGAGUAGCUCACGACAUGAAAGUGCAGAUGCUCUCAACAACGUCAGGGGAAGGUAUUCCUUUAUUGCUGAUGAUAAUGUAAAUAGGGAAAUCCAGUAUGUUGCUGGAGCUGACACCGGUUACAUUGCUGAAGGAGACUCUCUUCCUCAAGGACCACCUGUUCCAGGUGCAGAGACUGGAAUUCCAACUGGACGUAUUCUCCCUGUUCUUUCUGAAGAAGAAGCCAAUGCUCUAGCAGGAGUCUCACCUCUGCUGAAGUCUGGAGAGGGGAGCGACAUUGCAGAUACUCAAGCAGAUGCUUCUUACAAGUUUGCCUUUGAUUCUGAUAGUUAUUCACGGACUGAGGAAGCUGAUGCUGAUGGCAACAUUGUCGGAAGCUAUACGUAUGUAGAUGAAGAUGGAAAAGAACAUACUGUUAGCUUUGUAGCAGGAAGAAAAACUGGAUUUUUGCCCAAAGCAGCUGCAGGAGACGCAACACCUGUAGCAACCGUUUCACCCGCGUAUUCGUCACCUUCGAGAUCAAGCACUGUUACAGCUGCCCAAGCUGCCAGUCCUCUAACAACAACGAAAACUGCAGGGUCCUCAGCAACGGCUGGCAGUCACACAUCGCAGGUCAUAGGCGACGUUCUCCUUCACCAGUAUAAUGCUGCCAACAGUCCCAAAUAUGGUUACGUCUUCACGGCUGUCCGCUGAUUAUGAAAAUAGGCCUCCGUGCUAUAAAGCAUUUCCAGUUUUAACCACAUAAAACUAUGGGAUGUUUGUACCGUGUUAGUCCAAAGGAAACUUAUGCGGGUGUUUGUCCUACUUUUUUCUAUGUAAUUUGCUCGAACAAGAAAUUUAAAGGAUAAAAAGUAUGUUCU
Messenger RNA from Penaeus indicus, 3035 nucleotides. RefSeq lists its product as uncharacterized. The record is from RefSeq and is a predicted model, not a curated record. Gene Ontology annotation, molecular function: structural constituent of chitin-based larval cuticle. Bases 40 to 2868 code for a protein of 942 amino acids. Gene Ontology annotation, cellular component: chitin-based extracellular matrix. The transcript has 3 exons. Lineage: Eukaryota; Metazoa; Arthropoda; Malacostraca; Decapoda; Penaeidae.